Molecule: messenger RNA, 738 nt
Organism: Zingiber officinale
Lineage: Eukaryota; Viridiplantae; Streptophyta; Magnoliopsida; Zingiberales; Zingiberaceae
Exons: 2
Coding region: 1-738 (245 amino acids)
Source: RefSeq, a predicted model, not a curated record
AUGCCUGCAGCUGCGUACCCGACACCUCCUCCAGCCGCACCUACGGCGUACCCGACACCACCGUCACCGGUGCCUGCUACUACAUACCCGACACCCGCACCAGCAAUACCAGUUAUUCCUUAUCCGGUACUACCACCUACCGUACCUCCAGCCGCUCCUACCUAUAUUGACCCUACAGUGCCACCAGCGGUAUCUGCCCCGGCUUAUGCAGCACCAGGGGUACCUUCCCCGGCCCAUCCAGCGAUACCACCCAUAGUAUCAGCUCCAAUGGUUCCACCAGUUCCUACAACAAUCCUUUCUCACCCUACUGAUAUGAUUGCGGCACAAGCUCGAAUCCCAGCUUUGGCGGAGUCGAUGAAAAGUCGAUUCACGCUAUUCCGCAGGGAAACUGACCCGAGCGUGGCUCAGUCUUGGAUAGAGACAAUGGAACGGGCUUUCUUCUAUAUAACUUGCUUCGAGUGGGAGAAGGUCGAGCUGACUGCUUUCCAUUUACGUGACGAGGCUGAUAUCUGGUGGGACACGCAGCGCUCGAUCAUAGAGUUAGUUGCUGAGGACAGGUACCGUAUGCUCCAGUUUGUCCAGGGACUGGAUGGACAUAUUCAAGUAAAGAUUGCAGGUUUUGGUAAUUCAUCUUACAUAGAGGCAUUGGAUAGAGCCCUUAUGAUUGAGUCGACUCAGCAGAGAGCGAAUAUGGACAAAGACAGGAAGCAGACAGAUCGGAUUUCAGGACAGACCUAG